AUGGAUGAAUCAAUCAAUGCUACUCUACUUGCAGCUGAUGAAUCUGAUAAUUCUAAUUACUUGGAUGAUGGCAUAGAUGAACGUUAUUGCAUGUAUAUUCUCAAUGCCAUCCUUAGUGGCACUGCUCGGCUCAAUGUUCUUCUGCCCAGUUUUACGAUUUUAGCUUACACUAUCUUCACUCCCCUCCUGACAAAUGACGGCAAGUGCAGUACUCUAGACAGAUGGCUCAUGGGCAGUUUCUGGGCACUUUGUUCUGUUUCCUGCAUCUUCUUCUCCAUAACUGACAGCUUCAGAGCUGCAAAUGGGGGGUUAUAUUAUGGGAUAGCAACCAUCAGAGGAAUAUGGACCUUCAACGGAGGUCGGAAGAGCCCCCUCAUUCCAUCUGAUUACAAGCUGAGAUGGUCCGAUCUCUUCCAUACAUUGCUGUCGGUAAUUGCAUUUCUGACUUUUGCUGCGUUACACAAUGAUGUUCAGCAAUGUUAUUACCCUGCAAUUCCAAGAAAAGUGACCAACACUGUUCCUUUGGUCGUUGGAUUUGUAGUAAGUCUUUUAUUUGUUUUGUUUCCUAGUAAAAGAAGGGGUAUCUGCCAUCCCUUUUUGCUACAGACACAUCCCCUGUAUUUGCAACCUUAA
Chenopodium quinoa (quinoa) is the source of this 633-nucleotide messenger RNA. RefSeq lists its product as uncharacterized. The coding region runs from base 1 to 633 and encodes 210 amino acids. NCBI's taxonomy places the organism in Eukaryota, Viridiplantae, Streptophyta, Magnoliopsida, Caryophyllales, Amaranthaceae. The record is from RefSeq and is a predicted model, not a curated record. Gene Ontology annotation, biological process: endomembrane system organization. The transcript has a single exon.